This is a messenger RNA of Lepus europaeus (European hare), 732 nucleotides long. RefSeq names its product transmembrane protein 174 (gene TMEM174). The transcript has 2 exons. The record is from RefSeq and is a predicted model, not a curated record. Bases 1 to 732 code for a protein of 243 amino acids. Lineage: Eukaryota; Metazoa; Chordata; Mammalia; Lagomorpha; Leporidae.
AUGGAGCCGGGCGGCGGCCGCCUGGAGGACUUCCCUCUCAACGUGUUUGCCGUCACCCCUUACACCCCCAGUACUGCCGACAUCCAGGUGUCCGACGACGACAAGGCGGGGGCCACCUUGCUCUUCUCGGGCAUCUUCCUGGGACUGGUGGGCAUCACGUUCACCGUCAUGGGUUGGAUCAAAUACCAAGGCGUCUCGCACUUUGAAUGGACCCAGCUCCUGGGGCCCAUCCUGCUGUCAGUCGGGGUCACGUUCAUCCUGAUCGCUGUGUGCAAGUUCAAGAUGCUCUCCUGCCAGCUGUGCAAAGAAAACGAAGAAAGGGCCCUGGACUCGGAACCGACUCCAGGAGGACAAUCGUUUGUCUUCACUGGCAUCAACCAACCCAUCACCUUCCACGGGGCCACCGUGGUGCAGUACAUCCCUCCUCCUUAUGCACCUCAGGAGCCCCUGGGGAUGACCGCCCCGUACCUGCAGCCCGGGGUGAGCCCCUGCGGUCUCCUAUCCACUGCUGGGGUAGUGGCCGCGGCGCCGAGUCCUCCCCAGUACUAUAGCAUCUACCCGCAAGGCAACGCCGCGUUUGUGGGUGAGGAAGACUGGCCGUGUGGCGUGGAUGGUAGCGGUGACAGGUCCAGCCGUGACGCUCCGCGGCCAGAGGAGUCCCAGCUGCCCGAGGGGGACUGUGCCUGCUUCUCUCCCCCGCCCUAUGAGGAGAUAUACUCCCUCCCACGCUAG